AUGUUCGCUCCUCGUGCCAUCGCAUCACCACUCACCCGAGCCGCCUUCCGGCCACAGACACUCCGCAUAGCUGCCAGACCAGCCUACCUUCGCACCCAGGUAGCCCUCAAUUCGACCAUUUCAGAAGCCAUCACCCAGGACCACCGCAAGCUAGAGACCUACUACAAAGAAAUCAUCAACAAUCCCACCGACAUCGACCAUGCAACCCGCUACGGCAACCAAUUCACCUGGGAACUAGCCCGGCACUCCGUCGCUGAGGAACUCCUCGUCUACCCAGCCAUGGAAAAGUACAUGGGCGCAAAGGGAAAGGCGCAUGCGGAAUUAGACCGGAAACAGCAUCAUGAGGUGAAAAUCCUCCUCAAAGAAUUCCAAAACAUGGACCCCGCAUCCUCAACCUACAUCCCGCAGCUCAAGAAAAUAUGGUCCCUCCUCUCCGUGCACAUUGCCGAAGAAGAAGGCUCCGACCUACCCGCCCUCGAAGCCGCGCUAUCCUCCUCUGAAAACCGGGGAAAUUCAGAGUCGCUAGCCAAAAACUUUGGUCGCACAAAGAUGUUUGUGCCGUCGAGAGCCCAUCCGAGUGCGGGCGAGAACCCGUAUUUCGAGGGCCCCAUGGGCAUGUUGGCGGCGCCGAUUGAUCAUAUUGCGGAUAUCUUUCGCAAGUUUCCAGAGGGGACGGUUAGUCCGAAUCCGAGUAAGAAGUGA
Messenger RNA from Alternaria ethzedia, 702 nucleotides. RefSeq lists its product as uncharacterized. The record is from RefSeq and is a predicted model, not a curated record. NCBI's taxonomy places the organism in Eukaryota, Fungi, Ascomycota, Dothideomycetes, Pleosporales, Pleosporaceae. The transcript has 2 exons. Bases 1 to 702 code for a protein of 233 amino acids.